AGAUCAUUCACCAUAUACUAAAUUUAAAGGCAGAAAUAUGAGAUAAAGACCAUUUUUGAAAAUAAGAUAUAAGACCAAAAAUAAAGAGUGUGCUUUGGUUUUACCACAUAAGGUUGAUGUUAUAUUCAAGGCAUAUACAUGUAUGCAUCUUAUAUUUCAUUAUUAUCGAUAAGUGCAGUUUAUGAUUUGUUUAUGGUGAAUUUUAGGAAGACUAAUGAAUGAGUAAUAUUUUUUUUAAAAAAACAUAAGUGCCAUGAUUUAUAAAGCAGCCCUCUACCUUAAACUACUCUUGGAUCAACCAUGAUGAAAAUAGAAUGUGAAUUAUAUUUGUUGACCAGAAAGUUUACAGUAGGACUCAAAUCAAGACCUUAAAACACUGGUGAAAAAAUUGUGGAAAACAAAUUUUAAGGGCCAUAAAUCUAAAUGUAAAGGUAUAUCACCUGUGAUCAAAGUAGAGUGUGAUCUAUAGUUCUUCAUUAAAAACUUACAUAGCAAAUUUCAAAUCGAUACCGCAAAGCAUUACCAGAAAAGGAGAGGCAGAAAUAAAAUGGAACGGACAGAAAGUUUCACCGGCAGGGGACCAGUGAAACUACAGAAUUCAUUAUCAGGAUAAUACAGGUUAUGGUUAUAUUUACAACAAAGGCCCUGAAAAUCAACACAUUCUGAAAAAUUCAUUUCACAACAUCAGAAUAUCAUUGUUUUUGUCUCUCUUUCUGUUUUGGACAGAUUCAUGUUUUAGGUAUUAUCAAAGCUUACUCUCUCUACCCACACAACUUUUGAACAACAGAAGGGAUGUUUUGUAUCUGGAGUCUGGGGAAAUGGUGGCUGUCAAGAAGUUCAAAGACAGUGAAGAAAAUGAUGAUGUCAAAAGAACAACACUUCGAGAGCUCAAAAUGCUGCGGACCCUCAAGCAGGAGAACAUUGUUGAACUGCGGGAGGCUUUCCGCCGGAAAGGAAAACUGUAUCUGGUGUUUGAAUAUGUAGAACGGAACAUGCUUGAGCUGCUGGAAGAGAUGCCAAAUGGAGUUCCAACAGAGAAAGUGAAGAGUUACACAUACCAGCUGUGUAAGGCCAUCCAGUGGUGUCACUGUCAGGACAUCAUCCACAGAGACAUAAAGCCUGAAAAUUUACUCAUCAGCGUGAAUGAUACCCUGAAGCUGUGUGACUUUGGGUUCGCCAGAAGUAUACACGGAGGCCUAGUGGGUGUUUAUACAGACUAUGUCGCCACAAGAUGGUAUCGAUCACCUGAACUCUUGCUUGGAUCAGCCUAUGGGAAGGCAGUAGACAUUUGGUCCAUUGGGUGCAUUCUGGGAGAACUGAGUGAUGGACAGCCACUGUUUCCGGGAGAGAGUGAAAUUGACCAGCUGUAUGUCAUUCAGAAGGUUUUGGGACCUCUCCCUGCUGAGCAGAUGAAGAUGUUUUUUGCUAAUCCUAGGUUUUCAGGGCUGAAGUUUCCAUCAGUAGCAAGGCCUCAAACCUUACCAAAGCGUUAUCAUGGAAUUCUCAGUGGUGUGCUAAUAGAUUUCAUGGAUAAAACAUUGAAACUGGACCCAAAUCAGCGAUAUCUGAUUGAUGACUGCUUGGAACAUGAAGCGUUCCGAACGGAGCAUUUACUCAAUCGUAACCAGAUCCAACUACGAAGGGUCAACACUCAGAGUGGUAGCAAGAAACGCAAAAACAACUAUACAGAACAGAUUCAAAGUGAGAAUCUUAAAAAUAUCCAAAACAGUCGUCCUGAUUCAGGGGACUCCAGUGAUCCUCCGCCUCGAGCUGUUGUGAUAGUUGAAAGACAGGAAGAAAAAAUGGACACUGAUGAUGACAUAUACAAUUCUCCAGCUCGAAGCAAAUACAUAAAGCAGGCUAAAAAUGUGUCUAAAAGCAAUGCUGAAAAACAAAACAGUCAAAGUGAUGUCAAAGUUCAGAAGGACAACCAAAAGGUUGAAAAACAUAUCAGUACAAUUAUUGAAGCUCCGCCCCCAAAAUCUGCCUCACAGAAAAUGGGUGGGGCAAAGUCAUCACAAGGAAGUAAAUCAGGAAAGGGUGCAACCCAAUCCAGUAAUGUUGUAGAUACUCAGAAAAGCAGUCAAGCAGAGAAAAUGGAAAAAGGAGGAACUAGUUCGAAUGUGUCUAAAAAUCCACAAAGUGGAAGAGGAAGUGCUAAAGACAGGGAAAGGGGUGCAAUUACAGCUGACUUAAAACUCAACUUAACAAAUGGCAAUGUACCCUCUGAAAAACCAACACCCACAGACUCAACACAGUAUAGGGCAAGAACUCCCAAAGUGGAGAAAGUCACCACUAUAGACAAUAAAACAUUGAAAAUCAUCAGUGACACAAAACAUGGAGCUACGUUCUCUGAUGUUCAUCGAUUUGGACUGGACAACAGUAUGGACUCUUCAUUCAGUGGAAUGUCCACUGAAGAAUCUAGUGCAACUUCAGGGACAUACACAUCCACAACUACAGACACCAGUGGAAUGUCAUAUGAUCCUCUCGAGUUGGCCGCUACUCAUAGCGAGUCAAAAUAUCUGAAAAACAAAGACAGUGUCAAGAUUGUACCUCCCCCUGACCUAAAGAUUGGCAAGCUUUCUGAUCCUGACUCUCCAAUGUUGACACCAAGGGACCCUAAAUCUAGUCUUUUCAUCAACACUAGUAGAUCUAGCACUUACACAGUUAAUUUACAAGCACCUCACACUGAAAACUUGGAAUCUCAACAAAGAGAAGCAAACAGUCCUCAGCACGAGCGCAGAAAGUUUCUGGACAAGGCAAUGCAGGAAGAACUUCACAGAAUUAAGUCCAGCACAAUGCGUAAAAAGGGCAUGGACAAAAAUCACCAAGGCUCUUUUAUCCAGACAAUCACAGACCGUCUCUCUGAUGCUAAGUUGCAAAAUGCUGAUAUUUCUUCACACCCAUACAACACAAACAAAUACAGGGAGAGCAGCUUUAUCAACUAUGGGAACAAGCAGUCCGUCAAACGCAACCGCAGGGAAAACUAUGAUCGAAGGGUAAAUCCCUUUGUUAUGUUGCGGGAAAGAUCAGCAGUAGAUAGCAAUUAUGAUAGCAACCCUCAAGUUGUCACAAUAACAGAUAGUCAUAGACCUGGGAAGGAGGUUCUCGAUAACAAGCUGUUAACACAGCGAACAGACUUGUCUUUCCAUCGAGAACAGAGCAACAUCAAUAUGGGUGGCCCGCCCGUACAGGUCCGUUCUCACAGUAAAUAUGUAACUCUCAACUCAGAUCAGCCCGGGAUGGGAUACCAACACCAACGUAUGUUUCCACAACAUGAUAACUCAUCGUGGCGACAAGCUGACUCCACAAACAUAGAACGGGGGAACAGUUCUAAUAAUACUCUACAACAGCUAGCGAAGAAAAAGAAAAAGAAGAAGUUUCUGCAGGUUCUUGCAAAUAAUAUUCCUAUCAGAACUAUUCAGAUCCUGGCCAAUGAAAAUACAGGAAGGAUGACACCAACAAGCAGACUUCACAUGACACCAUCUCGAGCCAGUCGCAUAGAUUUUGAUGUUGAAGAUGAAAAUGACGGCCAAAUAUCUGCCAGAGAACCUUUACAAAAUUCAGGACGUGAUUAUAAAGAUAUUUACGACAACAAGCUUCGAUAUGAAAAAAGUCAAGUAAAUAUCCAAAAACGAACCAAGACUCCUAUUGAUAAGGGAACUCGCUUACAACCCUUGCAGAAACCCCACUAUCUAAGUCAGCAACAAGGGAUGGACUCCUUGUGGCCUUACCACAAUAAAUCCGAAACUGAUGCUCGUCUGGGAACAAUUUCCAGUAUGGAUGUGCGUCCGGGAUGGUUGUCUAGGCCAGGGUCUGUUUUAGCAGAGGACUAUCCUGAUUUGUAUUCCCACACACCACGAGACCAGAGCGAUCUCAAAUCUGUCAAAAGUGGCAAGCCACGCCUUCCUGGAGACUAUCGAUCUGGUCGGGACUGAAUGUUUUGUGAAUGGAGGAUUUCAUUGAAAAGUGAGAGAUCGUGCUGAUGUGAAAAUGUUCAGGGAGACAAAACAGUUACUCAAGAGAUGAAAGCAAGAGUGCAUAGAAUGUGAGAGAGACCAGACAUUGUUUUCUUGUUCCUAUUUUUCAAGCCAAAUUUUCCUGUUUGAUUCCUUUGUGUAUGGUCAUUGAAAAGAUUGGCAUUUUGUUCAGUCUUAGUUACGUUUUUUUUUAUGUUCUCUACAUAUCGUGUGUACAUUUACUAUCUACUCCAGGCAGUAUGUAUUGAUGUUAACCCAGAAGUUGGCAUAUACAUGUUUCUUAUAGCCUUAUUUAUUAUCUUACUCAACCAAAGCAUUAUCUAGUUUCCAGUUUAUAGUAACAAAAUGUGUAUUUAUUGAUAAUUAGCCAUUCAUUAACCUAUGCUAUUUUUCAAGUGUCUCUUUGAUCAUGAAUCUAUGAACAUUCUGUUCAUAACAAACAUAAUAUUAUAAAGUUGCAGCCUGAUAAAAAAUUUUAAACUGGUCAAAUGUUUUGGUACAUUUCUAUGUUUCGUAUUUGUCGUAUGGAUGUACAAUAGUAAAUUAUUAGCUUUGUGUCGCGAUAUGAAAUCUACGGAAGCCGAUAGGUGCCAGGUAUAGAAUUGAUAUUCAUUAACAGGUGGCUGCCUGUUAAUUUAUGUGGCUGCCGCCACUUAUUAACUGACAGCUGCCACUUAUUACCUGGCGGCCACCAUAUAAAUUAACUGGCGGCCGUCACUUAUUUUAUCUGGCAACUGCCACUUAAUUUAUACAUGGCGGCUGCCAAUUUCAAAAACAAUGUAACUCAUAUUGCUGAGUGAUUAUUUUGGAAAGAUUUAGAAUAGUACAAACAUGUAGGAUUGUUUUUCAAAGUGUUGGGAUAGUCGGAGGAGAAAUUGUCUUCUACAAUUGUUGACAAGCAGAAAAGGAACCUAAAAUUUUCUCUUUUGCCCAAACUUCAUCCUCCUAAAUUGGAGGGAGGGGGCUCCAUUCAUCCUUCAAUUCAUCAGUUCAUUCAUUAUUAUAUUUUUACCAUUCAUUACUACCACCAAAAGAAUAGGAUGGGGGCUAGUCAGCCAAUUAAUCUUAUUUCACAUGUGAAAAUAACUUUGCAUAUGAAAAUAAGAAAAAAGAACGUUGUCAAAAAAGUGAAGGGUGAGCACCCUGGUUCUACGUGCCUGAUAUGUUGGUAUAUAAGUUAAUUUCAGUUUUUUAGCAUAAAACCAGACGGUUUACAGGCAUGUACAAAUGAAGAUUUGCACAUGCGCGAAUCUGCCGACAUUUCAUAUCGCGAACAUUUAUAUAGAGUUGUAAAUUAACAGCACAAUCGAAAAACAAUAAUGUUCUUAAUUGUAUAUCGCAUACAUAUUACUAAGUAUUGGAGAGGAGAGGGAGAUUAAAGGGAUUGCACCCCUUUGAUUUUCAGAGAGAGAGAGAGGAGAGAGAGAGGAGAGUUGAAGUUGGAUUAAGUGGCGGCCGCCACAUAGAUUAAGUGAUGGCCGCCAGAUAGAUUAAUUGGCGGCCACCAGCUAAUUUAUAUGGCAGCCGCCAGAUAAGUGGAGGUCACCAGAUAAUAAGCGGUGGCCGCCAGUUAAAUCAAGUGAUGGCUGCCAUAUAAAUUAACUGGCAGCCGCCAGUUAAUUUAUAUGGCGACCGCCACUUAAUUUAUGUGGCAGCCGCCAGUUAGAUUAAGUGGCAGCUGCCACAUAGAUUAAGUGGCAGCUGCCACAUAGAUUAAGUGGUGGCUGCCAGAUAAUUUAUAUGGCGGCCACCAGAUAUAAGUGGCAGCUGCCAGUUAAAUUAAGUGGCGACCGCCAGUUCAAAUGAACAUUAAUUCUGUACCCUGGCACCUAUUGGCUUCCAUAGAAAUCCAUUCUUUAGGGUCUUUUAGUACUUACAAAGUUGAUGUCAAAGUCAUAUUCUGUAUUCUGUCAGAUUUUUAAUGCAUUGACCAAACUCUGAAAAAUCAAGAAGUACGAUAAAGCAUGGUUUUUAUUUUUAAAAGAUAUAUAUAUAUAUAUAUCAUUAACAAUAGAAGACAUUUUCAGUGAUUUUGAUAUGCAAUUAAUAGUUAUCUUUAAUGUCUAUGUGUACAAAGUCCUUAAUAGAAAUUAUAUGGUAUUUGUCGAUUUGAUGGUCACAAAUAUAUGUACUUUUUUUUCAAAGUCCGUCCAAAUCAAUAAUAUUUUAAUUGUUGUCAUAUAGCGCAUUUUUUUUUUCUUAAAUAACUGGUGGCAAAAUUUGUGCUUGAUUAUUUUCACCAUUUGUUUCAAGGAGUUCUGCUGAUGUUUACUGCUGUUUUUGAACACUCUAUCUCCAUUAUUUUUUUAUAUAACAGUUUAAGGGAGACCAAGAGAAAGUGUUAAUCAAACAUUGUAUUUUGUCCAGUCCUUAAAACAGAAAGAUGGUUCCGACUGAUUUGAUAUUGGAAACGACUGCCUACCACACCCUCCACGGAUCCAGAAUAUCAAUUAAUCUUUGUAAUUUGUGUAUUUUGAAAAUAGAAGUAUUGAUCAAACAUGUUCUGAAAAGAAAUUAGUCUUUGAAACACUGCUGGGUUUUUUUGCCCUCCCCCAGCUGUUGCUAGUGAAUGUGAUAUACUCAAUAAUUUCCCAGUAUUACGUAUCCCUCUAACUCUGUUGUCUACUACCUCAUUUUAAUGCCUGUGUCUAGGUUCAUUAGUGCCUGAUUUAAGCAUUAUUUUUGCCAUGUUUAAAAUUAUGUGCAAGACAUAAUGGUUAAUACAUGGUAUGGAUAGACAUUAAGUUUAGAUUUGUAGUUUUUACGAAAUUGUAGAGCAGUGGUAUUCAGUGACCUGUACCUUCAUGGAGAUCCACCUAUUUGAUACCACAUAUUAAACUUACUCAGAUUUUUCGAAAUGAAAUAGUGUUGCAGCUCUCUUUUUUUUCCCUAUUUUCUUCUUUCCAAUUUUUUAAAAUCCUUUCAGAAAUGUUGAUGAUGAAACAUACAUUUAUUUAUUCCUUAGUGUUUCACCAGAUUAUAUUAAUCUGCAAUUACAUCAUUCAUUUGAAUAUUCAUAAUAUCAUGAUAGGUAAAAUAUCUUGUAUAUUUUGAUACACAAUUUGUAUUUUUCACUGCCUCAAAGCAAAUUGUCAUUGUUUUAUGUUUUAUGUGCAGAAUAUCACAAUAUUGUCAUCUAGCAAAUGUGCCAUCAGUUUAAAAAUCGACUAAAUGAAAAUGAAACGAAAUAAACUUUACGUAACCUAUAAAGUUUAAA
Messenger RNA from Ostrea edulis (European flat oyster), 7197 nucleotides. RefSeq names its product cyclin-dependent kinase-like 5. Bases 819 to 3938 code for a protein of 1039 amino acids. Gene Ontology annotation, cellular component: nucleus; dendrite cytoplasm. Gene Ontology annotation, molecular function: ATP binding; MAP kinase activity. NCBI's taxonomy places the organism in Eukaryota, Metazoa, Mollusca, Bivalvia, Ostreida, Ostreidae. The transcript has 18 exons. The record is from RefSeq and is a predicted model, not a curated record. Gene Ontology annotation, biological process: positive regulation of axon extension; regulation of dendrite development; intracellular signal transduction.